UCAAGAAUUUCAUAAAAAAGAUACAAAUCUUGUGUCUGUGGGUGUUCAAAAGUGUUUUUCAAAAGAGUCUUUAUUGUGUAGUAAAUGUUCAUUUGCAUUAAAGAAUAAAACCAAAGCGUAUCAUCAUAACAUGAAAGAGCAGCAUAAAGUCAUUCAAAAAAUUCUAAUAAAUUCACUUCUCUCGAAUAAACGACAAAUAAACGGAAAAAUACUCCAUAAUAAGAAAGAAAAGUUUCUCAAAGAUAUCAAUUCACCACAAUCGUCAUCAAAGUCAAAGACAAAAGAAGAAUCAACAGAUCACAAAUGUGAAUCAUCUUGGGAUAAUUUUAUACAGCCAUUCUUUAAAAAUAAAAGCAAAGUAAAAAGUGUGUCAACUACUAAGAACCUAAUAAAAUCCUUUGGCUUAAUACAAACAAAACUAUUAAGAGGCGAUGCUAUUUUAGACAAUGUUAAAUUACGAAAAUACGACAAGUAUGGGAAAUUAGUAAAGGACUGUGAUCAGGACUACACAAAUUCUUGUUCGUCUGGUGCUACGAGCAAUAAAAUACCUAAAAUAAAAUCAGAAAAAAAUGAAAAUAAAACAUUUGCAAACAAAAACAUGAACGUAAGUGUAGAAAUGAAGAAAAAAACACCGAAAUUGGGAAUGGGAGAUAAUACGAAAAAAAGGAUAACCAACUUAACUCCUAAGCCAAAUAUUGAUCCAAUAAGGUACCCUAAAAUUGUUAAUCCAUUGAGUGUUAUCAUACCAAUAGAACAAAAUCUAAACAAACGAAAGUUGAAGCGUAGAAAAUAUGUCCCUAAAAGUAGAGAUAGUACUCUAAAACCAAAAACAGGAAGUGAUGUCAUGAAGAGUGAUACUAAAAGUGUAUCUGGCGAUAAAAGAGUGAAAAGUACACCAAGUCCAACAAUUAAAAAAACUCAAGUAUUGCCACUUAAUGUCAUUCAUAAAAAAAGGAAUACAAAGAACAACAAGAUAGGAAAGGAUAACAAUUCAAAGAACAGCCAGAUAGGAAAUAAUAGCAAUACAAAGGACAAAGAAAGUGAACAACAGUUGGAUAAGAUAAUAACUCCUUAUAUAUCAAACACAAAAUUACAAAAUAAUAUUAUAAUCGAAAAAAUUGAAUCUGAUAAUUAUAAUAAGAAUAUAAACUGGAGAACUGAUAUUCGAAAAAGUAGACCGCGCAGUGCGGGACGAAAAGUGGAAUCUGUAAAAUCAUCAACACUUAAUAACCAUAUAACUGAAAACAAUAUUUACAGAAAUAUGUCCCUACGAAUAGCUGCAAGUCCUUACGAAAGAAAAAUUCAUCACUCAGGUCAAAUACAAAUCAAACCAGAAAUUAAAAUGGCAAGGUAUGGAAAAUAUAUAAAUGAAGUACUCGAUGGAAGAGAUAUUAUUGCAGAAUCUUCGCAAAUUAUAUGUAAGGUUUUUAAACAAAAAGGCUUAAAAUGA
This is a messenger RNA of Chrysoperla carnea, 1450 nucleotides long. RefSeq lists its product as uncharacterized. The transcript is spliced from 3 exons. The record is from RefSeq and is a predicted model, not a curated record. NCBI's taxonomy places the organism in Eukaryota, Metazoa, Arthropoda, Insecta, Neuroptera, Chrysopidae. The coding region runs from base 131 to 1450 and encodes 439 amino acids.